AUGUACGACAUCGAUGAAGAAAACAAUGACAUUGAGGGACUGACUCCGUGGAUAUUUCAACAUACCCAGAUACUUGAUCAUGAAUCCUUCGGCGCCUGGCCAAAGGAGAGGACGGAAUUCCGAGAUGUUUUCUAUCUCCUCAAUACGCAGUUCCAUGACGCUUGUGAGGCCGGGGAACUGGUGGAUGCGUUGGAACCGACUGAAACCGUUUCACUCCCGAGAAAAAAUUGGAAGGCGCCCAGAAGAGAGUAUUUCACUCAUUCUAUGAGAUCGCAAGGGAUGUUGCUUAGAAUUUUGAUGGAGACUAUCUAUUACAAUCUCAGAGAUAUCGUGGAUGAUGGCCCCGAACUUCAGUCUGUCACACACCACCCUCGACUCCUCUGCUGGCCUAACAUUUCCCAAGCUUUCCUGUUUCAAAGUUCCGGCAAGAAUACACUAUUGGUGGUCAUCGAUAGUCCAGUAGUCCUGAUGGAGCAGCUUUUGUCGGUCUACCAGAAGCGCGUAUACCGGUGA
This is a messenger RNA of Aspergillus ibericus CBS 121593, 513 nucleotides long. RefSeq lists its product as uncharacterized. The transcript has 2 exons. Lineage: Eukaryota; Fungi; Ascomycota; Eurotiomycetes; Eurotiales; Aspergillaceae. Bases 1 to 513 code for a protein of 170 amino acids. The record is from RefSeq and is a predicted model, not a curated record.